Notothenia coriiceps (black rockcod) is the source of this 2076-nucleotide messenger RNA. Its product is annotated as RNA binding protein fox-1 homolog 1-like. The coding region runs from base 563 to 1600 and encodes 345 amino acids. Gene Ontology annotation, molecular function: mRNA binding. Gene Ontology annotation, biological process: regulation of alternative mRNA splicing, via spliceosome; nervous system development. NCBI's taxonomy places the organism in Eukaryota, Metazoa, Chordata, Actinopteri, Perciformes, Nototheniidae. Gene Ontology annotation, cellular component: nucleus; cytoplasm. The record is from RefSeq and is a predicted model, not a curated record. The transcript has 10 exons.
AUUUGUUUUAAAAAAACAUAUUUUUAACAUUUAUUUUCUUGCAAUGGUUGAUGAUGCUGGGUCACCAUUCACCAACAUAAAAAACAUGCACACAAUAGCAUCGUGGUGCAUUUUGGGAAAAAGAAUGUUUUGGUUUUGGCACAUUAGUAAACUUUUCUGCAUGGGGCAACUUUAAGUUAAAUAUUACUAGAGUUUUGUAUGUAUAUUACAGGUUAUUACAAUAAUAUGGGACACUCAGUGAGAGUGCUUCAUCAUUAAACAUUAUUUAACACUUUGAAACAGCUUGAGUGAAGAUUUAUAUGACAGGUUUAUAAUCCAUAUUGUUUUUGUACAGUGCAUUAGUAUUUAUACUCUCCUCCAGGCAUGUAUUUCAAGACGCCUCACUAAAAUGGAGCCCUUUUCUUGCCUCCUCACAUUUGCCUGAGAGGGAUCACUGGUUGCUGAAUGCUCUUUGAACUUUGGUUUGAAUCACUUCAUGAAAAUGAUGCUUAAUGCUCUGUGGUGCUGACACAAACAAUAUUCUCUGAAAGAUGUUACAGACUGUAUUCUCCAAAUUAACUUUAUGAUUUUUCUUCCUUUUCUUUUCCUUUGCUUUCCUACUGAUGCCCUUUCCUCGUUUUUUCUUCUCACCUACUCUCAUCUCACUCAUGCUCUUUCUUUUUCCAUCUUUCUGUUUCAUGUUCCUUCACGUCCUCUUCCUUCCUGUCCAUUCUUCUCCUAUCGCUUCCUCUCCUCCUUCUCCUCCUGUUUUCAUACUUUCUCAAUGCAGGAGGAUGGUUUGGCCGCUGUGAACUCUGACCCCCUGUCGGUGUCAUCAGGGGGCGGGGCAGGAGAUGGAAGUGACGAGGAGGGGUCCAAUAAGGCCCAACCCAAACGCCUCCACGUCUCCAACAUCCCGUUCCGCUUCAGGGACCCGGACCUCCGCCAGAUGUUUGGGCAAUUUGGGACGAUCCUUGAUGUAGAAAUUAUCUUCAAUGAGAGGGGGUCCAAGGGCUUUGGCUUCGUCACAUUCGAGAGUGCAGGUGAGGCGGACCGAGCCAGAGAAAAGCUGAACGGGACGAUUGUGGAGGGGAGAAAGAUUGAGGUUAAUAAUGCAACUGCAAGAGUAGUAACCAAGAAGCCCCAGACGCCGCUUGUAAACAGUGAAAUUCCAACUUCUGGAUGGAAGAUGAACCCCGUCAUGCAGGCGAUGUACGCACCUGAACUCUAUACAGAUCCCUUUGUAAUGGCCGGUUUCCCCUAUCCCAUGGCCGCUCCCACGCUGGCGUACCGAGGCUCUGCGCUGCGGGGGGGGCGAGGCCGCGCCGUCUACAGCACCAUCCGCUCUGCUGCUGCCGCGCCCACUGCCGUGCCCGGAUACCCCGGGAUGGUGUAUCAGGAUGGACUGUAUGGAGCUGAAGUCUAUGGUGGCUAUCCUGCUGCUUACAGAGUGGCUCAAUCAGCGUCUCCUGCCACGGCAACCUACAGUGACGGAUACGGACGAGUUUAUACGACAUCUGCGGACCCCUAUCACCACUCAGUUGGACCAACAACAACAUAUGGCGUUGGUACAAUGGCCAGUUUGUACAGAGGAGGAUAUAACCGCUUCACCCCGUACUGAGCCACACACCCACACCCACGUCUCUCUGCCUCUGGGAUUGGCUGAUCCAUGGACGCUGCAGGACAGAUUGUGUGAUCCUUGGAGAACGUGGAGAUAGUUUUACUUCCUGCUGUCAUCACAACCUCUCCUCGAGAGACUAAACAGACUGAAGAUGUAAAUAGUGUAGCACCCAUUCACUGUCCUUUCUGCCGAUGAAUACUUAGCCCCUAGAAGAGGAUGUUAUUUAAUAUAUAGACAGUUGCUUAAAACCUUUAAAGGAUAAUUGUUUUCUGAAUUUAAAGUUGGCUAAAACGGCAGAAGUUGGGGAAAAUACUGUGAGAGUUAAUUUUGUGAAUAUUUGAGAUUUAUCAAGUUUCAUGUCAUAGUUUGUACAAUGUUAUUAUUUAUGGUGACAAUUAUUAACUAAAUCUCUGUGCGUGUGUGUGAGAGUGAGUGUGUGUGUGUGUGUGUGUGUGUGUGUGUGUGUGUGUGUGUGU